Messenger RNA from Oryzias latipes (Japanese medaka), 2943 nucleotides. It is a transcript of the gene foxi3b, whose product is annotated as forkhead box I3b. Gene Ontology annotation, molecular function: DNA-binding transcription factor activity, RNA polymerase II-specific; RNA polymerase II cis-regulatory region sequence-specific DNA binding. Lineage: Eukaryota; Metazoa; Chordata; Actinopteri; Beloniformes; Adrianichthyidae. Gene Ontology annotation, biological process: regulation of transcription by RNA polymerase II; cell differentiation; anatomical structure morphogenesis. The record is from RefSeq and is a predicted model, not a curated record.
UUUUUUACUAUUAGAAAUUAAAAGGAACACUUGGUAUUCAGUGUAAAGCCUUUUAUAUAAAAAGUAAUGCCUGGAAUGUCCACAACUUGAAAGCUAUUGGGUUAACUGACAAUAACAUGGACAACAAUAAAGUAUAGUGUUUUUGUUUGUUUUUUAUGUGAUACAUAAUACAGAAACAAUGAUAAAACAUUGUUUAGUCCCCUAAAGCUGUGGAAAAUGUAACCUAUUUUUAGAAAGGUGUCUGUACUUUGUUAUUUCAACGUAGUUGAAAAGUCAGAGGAGCAAAUGUUAACAUAAAGUUGUAUUUUAAACCUAAAGUUCCAUUUUAAAAUUUGCGUAAAAAAGUAUAAAGUGUCAUUAAUUUGCUUAUAAGGAAACAAAAAUAACAGACAGUACAGUAAAACAAGAUAAGUUUACGAUAUUUACAGGAUGUCAGAAGAAUAAAAUGUAUGUAUUCUGUAUUAUUAUAUACAAAUGCAUGGUAAAGUGGUAAAUGGCGUACAGUACACUUAUACGGUGCUUUUCUAUUUUCUGUGAUGGCCUCAGAAAUUUUCCGGUCAAAGUUUGAUUCAUAACCGUCAAAAGAAGAAGAAAUAACUAUUUGGUUUUCUUUGUUUGACUGAUUAUUUAAAAACAAACAAACAAACAAAAUCUUUAUUUUCAAUGUGCAUCGCAACAUAAAAAUCUAGCAACUGAAUUGUUCCAAAAUGCGAUGAGCUUAUGCUAAACUGACAGGUUAAAGUGGAAAACUAUUAAGAUGACAGCGAACAAAAGCCCUCGGGGGACAGAACAAGCUGACAAGAGGAAAAAAAGGGGAGAAAAAGCAAAGACUAUUCUCACCUGAGAAAGCAGCCAAUCAAAAUUUGACAGGGGGCGUUUCUAAGGGAAGGCAUAAAGCAGGUGUGACAGGUGACAUCCUGACAUAGAGCAAGGGCAAACAUUCAAGAGAGGAGUGGAAAAGACACUCCGUUUGUAGUUUAGAGACGCCUGGAUGAAUGAACGCUAAGACGCCCACGACGGACUAACAGACAAGAAAACCAUAAAAUUGUCAAGAAUUUGCCUUAAAAAGGAAGGACGAUAAAAGUUGAGGACUAUUUGAGAGGUGAGAAGAAGUUUAACAAUGUCUUCAUUUGAGACUCAGAGCCAGUCUCCUCCUCGCUGUGGCCCACAGUUCCCAAACCUGGGUCAGGAGCCCCCCGAGCUCAGCUUGUACGGUGACUGUUACUACACGCCUCCAUCACUGCCAAGUCCUCAGCGCACAAAUCCAACUUCCUACGAACUGGCCGACUACGCCAACUCUCCACCAAAUCCAUACCUGUGGUUCAACAGUUCUGGGAUCAACUCUUCGUCCUACCUUCCCACUACUGGACCUCCUGGUAAUCCCGGUCCACCGUUUGUCCCUCAGCACUACGGUAUGCAGAGACCUUAUCUGGGUCCAGCUGGUCCUGGAGGCCCAGGAGGAGAACUGAGCUGGUUUUCUCUCCCCUCACAAGAAGAUCUGAUGAAGCUGGUCAGGCCCCCAUACUCGUACUCUGCUCUCAUUGCCAUGGCCAUCCAUGGAGCACCAGACAAGAGAUUGACACUCAGUCAGAUUUACCAGUAUGUGGCUGACAACUUCCCUUUCUACAACAAAAGUAAAGCCGGCUGGCAGAACUCCAUCAGACACAAUCUCUCACUCAAUGACUGCUUCAAAAAAGUACCCCGAGACGAGGACGAUCCAGGCAAAGGCAACUACUGGACGCUUGACCCAAACUGUGAAAAGAUGUUCGACAACGGAAACUUCCGUCGCAAAAGGAAAAGAAAGUCUGAUUCCCUCUCUGGCGGCGAUGGUGGUUCAGGUGCUCCAGAGUCGGGUGACAGUGAAAGGGGAAGCCCCAAGCACCCAGCCCUGAACAUGUCUCCAACCUCAGACAGGAUUCCCUCCCCCUCAUUGUCAGGUCCCACACCUUGCCUGAGCAGCUUUUUAUCUGAGAUGUCUACAGUUUCUGCUGGAGCAACAAAUGAGGUCGGGGGUGACGGGUUAAACCGGCCGCUGCAGAUCAACCUUCCCUUAGAUGGUUCUCAUAGAUCCACACAGCCGGGGAGCUUUAACAGUUACUCCCCCAACCCAAGUGGGCCAGAGUGGGUGCCACAGGUGCCGCCCCCACCUGUGCUCACUUCUUCACCCAACCACUCAUCUCUAGGCUACUCCAGUCCCAUCCUCAGCCAGUACAGCGGUUCCAGCGGGCAUUUCUAUCCAUCCCUGAGCUCAGCGGGAAUAAUCUAUCAGCGUGACGGUACAGAAGUUUAAGAAGACGUGAUGGGGAGGAAAGCUGUUUGAAGAGACUGUUGAGAGGAAGCUUCACCUGGUGGGUGAAAAAAGUAUGUUUGCGCUGACAGAGACAGUUGAGAUCACUAAAGCGUGUGACAGCAGAGUCAAAAACUCUUGGAUUCCCACAGGAACAGCUGAGUCAGCCUUGGAUCGAGACUCCGUGGAAGCGCAGUUUUCCUCACUAUCAGAUCCUGCGUCAGCUUUUACUCCAACUGGAGCUCUUUCAGAUCUUAUUCAUUGUUAGCAGAUCCCAGAUCUGAUCUGCUGACUCCAGGCUAUUCCACGCCGCUAUCUGAUUCUCCGAUAAAAUCCCCCUCACAACGCAGAGACAGCACAUUUAUUGGAGUAGUUAAAUUACACUUUUGUCAACAAUGCCUUUUUGCUAAGGUAACAGAACAAACAAAAGUGAAAGCAGACUGUUUGUCUAUGCUGGGGGAAAAAAAAUAGAACUUUUUUUUCCAGUCUUGUGGUGUUGAACAUGUGGGGUAAUUGUUAUAUGUUGUGGAUCCGCAUACACUAUCACUGGUUUGUUAGCAUAACUUUUAUUGUACAAAAUUAAUUUGUAAAGUGUGCUACGUGGUGUUUUUAAUAUGAAUAAAAGGUUUUGGAGUACUACUUCCUAUAUGACAGCA